This is a messenger RNA of Saccostrea echinata, 4182 nucleotides long. RefSeq names its product cytosolic purine 5'-nucleotidase-like. Bases 28 to 1707 code for a protein of 559 amino acids. Gene Ontology annotation, molecular function: 5'-nucleotidase activity. The record is from RefSeq and is a predicted model, not a curated record. NCBI's taxonomy places the organism in Eukaryota, Metazoa, Mollusca, Bivalvia, Ostreida, Ostreidae. The transcript is spliced from 19 exons.
GUUUAACUUCGGAGAUUUUAUCUAACCAUGGCAGAGAGAGACGAAGAAGUUGAAGUAGAACGCAGGCCUCUGAAGAGGAUGUCAACCAUUGCGUAUCGUGGAUACAAGAGAGAGCCAAGUAAAAGGGUCUUUGUCAAUAGAAGUCUGAUGUUGGAGAAAGUCCGGUUCUAUGGUUUUGACAUGGACUACACACUAGCAAUGUACAAAUCUCCUGAGUAUGAAACACUGGGUUUUGAUCUCAUCCGAGAUGCCAUCGUCACCAUUGGAUAUCCUGAUGCCAUUAAAGAGUUCAAGUAUGAUCCAACCUUUCCAAUCAGAGGGCUGUGGUUUGACAUGGAGUAUGGGAAUAUAAUAAAAGCCGAUCCCUAUGGAAACAUCUUAGUUUGUGUUCACGGCUUCAAGUUCCUAAAAAUGCAUGACCUACACCAGAUUUAUCCAAAUCGAUUUGUCCAGAGGGAUGAGCAGCGUUUCCGAAUCUUCAACACUCUCUAUGAUCUUCCAAUCAUCUAUAUCCUAGCCUGUCUGGUAGAUUUCUUCACGAAUCAUUCUGAUUACACCAGCGUGGAUGAAGAACACGGCAGUAUGGACAACGGAGUCAGGACAGGGGAUAUAACAAUGACAUGGCACUCAAUUUACCAAGACGUAAUGUCUGCCGUUGGCAUUGUUCAUGAUAAAAAUGGGCCAUUAAAAGGUGAAACUGUGAAGAAUUUAGAGAAGUAUGUUAUAAAAGAUGAAAGGCUUCCAGUGCUUUUGGACAGAAUGAGAGCACAUGGAUCCAAAGUCUUUCUAGCAACAAAUAGUGGUUAUCAGUACACAAAUAAAGUGAUGUCAUACAUGUUGAAUGAUGACAAGAGAGACUGGACAACAUAUUUUGACUACAUUGUUGUGGAUGCCAAAAAACCUUUAUUUUUUGAGGAGGGAACAAUUCUACGUCAAGUUGAUAAGGAGACUGGUGCCUUAAAGCUAGGAGCUCACACAGGACCUAUACAGUCAGGACAGAUUUACUCAGGAGGUUCCAUUAGCGUCUUUCAUGAGCUGAUGAAGAUUUAUGACCAGGAAGUGUUGUAUGUUGGCGACCAUAUUUUUGGUGACAUUUUGAAGUCCAAAAAAGUAAGAGGUUGGCGGACAUUCCUUGUAGUGCCAGAGCUGGCCCAGGAACUUCUUGUUUGGACCAAGAAAAAGUCCCUAUUUGAGCAACUAGAGGACUUGGACAUGCAAAUUGGUGAAAUGUACAGACAUCUUGACAGUGAAAGUGAAACCAAACCAGACAUUAGCAACAUCAACAGAUUAAUAAGGGAGACAACACACCAGAUGGACAUGGCAUAUGGAAUCCUGGGAAGUGUCUUCAGAAGUGGCUCCAGACACACAUUCUUUGCCAGCCAGCUGAUGAGAUUUGCUGACCUAUAUGCGGCCUCUGUGGACAAUCUCCUCCAUUAUCCUUUCUGCUAUGUCUUUAGGGCUCCAAAUAUGCUGAUGGCCCAUGAGUCAACAGUGGACCAUGAAGACAUAUUGCAGAUGGAAACCAGCGGUUUGGCUUUACGCACUCGUGAUAUCAGAGAGAAUUCUCAAGAGGAACGGAGAAAGCGCCUGGAACGGACACACAGCAUUGUCCCUAAUUUGUUUGCACCAACACCUCAUCAGUUCACACAGUUAACAGAGGAUGAUAGUCCUGAAAAUACGGAGACAGAAUCAUCAGGUUCCAAGUAGAAGUCAGAGGUCAUAGGUCACGACACAUGACAUUGCUUUUAGUAUUUUGAACUUUUUUUUUUAGCAUGAAGAUAUUUUUGCAGCAUUUUGAUUUUUCUAAGGCAUUCUUUUUUUCUUUAUGAUCUGAAGCCUUUUUAUUGUAAAUCCCUACCUGUGCAUCUGCUGGUUACUUAAAUAUAUUUAUACCACAGUUUAUUAUUAUUUAAACAGUAGAAGUCGGUUACUCCAGUAUGAACAAAAUAAUGUCUACCUCAGUUGCAUAUAACAAAACCUCAGCUCGUCUGCUUAAAUAAAUUUUGCAAGUAAUUAAUGAAAGUUACCGUAUUGGUACACAUGCUUGUUGAACCUUUAUUUAUUUUUUUGUACAGACCAUAAACGUUGUUUAAGCCAUUACUUAUAUCUGCUGCUUUUAGCUUGUUUGUCAUUGGGUCUGUGUUUUUGUUAUCUGUUGAUGAGUAACUGUGAUAUGUUUAACAUAAGCAAGACUGAUCUGAUGUAGGUAGAAACAUCUGUCUAAAAUGUAUCACUGCAUUUGUAGUAACUUAAAUUCUGCUGAUUAUAUUUCAGCUGCUAUGUACCUGAGACAUAAGUCUAUUUUUACUCAACUUUAUUAAAUGGACAUCUGUGUAGUAUGAAAAAUAUAAAUUUAUAUUUUCCCUACCACUUUUUUUUUUUCAAAUACAACAAAAAUUGUAUUAGAACAAUGGAGAGUAUAUAUUGUUAAAGCAUUUUAUUUAUACUCAUGCAUCAAAUGCACCAUACACACAUUAUCCAAAAAUGUUUUUACAUUGUUAACCUUUUAUUGACUGUAAACUUCUAGAAAAUAAUUGUCUCCUGUCGAACUGUGCAGUAUUUGCACUACUCAUGUUUUGUUUUUAAUGAAUGGUAGAAUGACCCUCCCUUCCUCAGACUGUCUGUAUACAAUACUGCAUCACAUGACACUGUUCUCGAAACAUAGCUGCAGAACUGUAGCUCUGGGAUAGAAAAUUGGACAGACAUAUCAGAUCAUAUGAAACCAUAUGGUUGUCUGUUUGAAUUUUCUGUCCCAGAGAGCUACAGUUCUGCGGCUAUUCGGAAAGAUCCACUACACCAUGCCCAGUAAUCUCUUACAAUAAACUUAUUAAUAUGUGUCUAACUAAACAAUGUAUCAAUAAGAUAGGGUAGUGGAUAACCAAAUACAGGUACUCAGUUGUUUGAAAUCUGCUUCAAACUAGCUAGUAUGUGUAAAUGUAUUGCUUACAUUGCUACUUUAAAUAUGUAUUAACCAUAUGUAGUUCUCCACAUGAUAAGUAGUUAUUGGGAUAAAAUGUACAUGUGGGCAGUAUUCUAGUUACUUUUGCAGGAUAUGAUCAAAAUAGAUAUAUAUGCUGUUGUAGACUACACUAGAAUCCUAUAUCAUAUGUAGGAGCAGUGUGACUGAUAGUUUCUGCGGGUAUAUACAUGUAUUAAAUGUAACUGUUGAAAGAAUUUGCCAUAAUAACUUGCUUAUAUUUUUUUAAAAAGAUGUUUUACAUUCAGAGUUUAUAUUACAGAGCUCUAAAUAGCAUCUCAGUUAAAUGAUUACUAGCUUUAUUUUUUGUUAUUAUUUAUUUAAGACUUUACCCUUUGUCAUUCCGUAGUUAGAAAAUCUCGCAUAUCUACUGGCAUGAGACAUCUUCUUAUCCAUUGUUAGUUUUUUUCUUUCUUUUUAUUUUUUUAUUUUUUUUUUAGAAUUUAUGAAUUAUUUGCCUCUGUUAUUUCCUGUGCUUAAAGAUAAUGGUAAUUUGUUUUAUUUAGUAGUAUGUGAGCCUCACAUAGUAGGUAUAUUACUUCAUGGAAGAAUCUCUGUAAAAAACACCUCUGUGUAAAUGUAUGAUGUGAAAUGUUGUUAUGAGGUGAGAACUACGCAUGAACGUGUUGAAGAAUUAGAAAAUUUAAUUUGUGGUUCAUAGGGAAGUAUAAGCUGAUACUAUGAUCAGGCCCCAAGACCAUAAACUGAGAACAGACUUAAGUCAAAAUUUCGAAUCAAUAUAACUUUUGAAAUAAUUUUCAUAACGAAACAAAAUUUUCAUCAUAUGUUUAAAUUAGAAUACUUUACAAAACUGCCAAUUUUAAAGCACAUAUGUUAAAUAAAACUCAAGAUAUUCAAAAUCAAAAUUUUGACAUAAGUUUGUUCUCAGUUUAUGGUGUCAAGGCCAGAAAUGAAUGAGCACCAAUGCAAUUUAUCAAAAAAUUUUAUGGCAUUGCUAUAAACUAGUUUAUUUAUUAUUAAAUCCUGUGUUUGAUGAUAUUUAUUUUGUCUUGGAAGUUUUGGUUAUUAAAACAAUCAGAGGUAACUACCGGUGCAUGGCAUUCAUUUCUUUGAUUAUUAGUGCAAUAAAAUAUUUUAACAUCUAUUUUAUUAUUCACAUAGAGGAUUUAACUACACUGUUUUUUGAUUAAUUAUUCAUUUGAACGCUUUAACUUUGCCAAUAAAACAAAUAUUUAACUUAUAAA